CUUCAAUUUCCCUUCAAUGGGAAUUGAGUUUUGGCUAGUUUCAACAUCACAGCCACCAUUUCUAAAAUUACUUCCUUCAUCAAAUAUACCCCUAUGAAAUCCAAGACCCUAGUAUAAAGCCAAAUAUUCUUUUUAUAAUUAAUCAUUUUUCACCUUUAUUAUAUCUACUAUAUAAAAGACAUUAUAAUUUUCCACAAAUUUGUAACUUUCCUAGCCGAGCAUUCAAAAACAAGAAUCAGAACAUAAGUACAAUAACAAGAAUACAACUCAUCAUCACCAUUUUUCCUCCUUUCAAAGAAUGCUUUCUAAUACUUGCAUUCUCUUUUUCUUCUUCUUCUUCUUCUUAACCUUAUCUCCUCUUAUUAUAGCUACCUUUAAUCUUACUCUUCCUUUUCAACACCCCUUUCCUGAAGAUGUUGUUCAAGAAGUAAAGAGGAGGGUCAAUGAAUCCGUUGCAAGAAGACAAAUACUCGAUACCACAGUAACAAAUUUCCAAUGUUUUACGGGCAAUCCAAUAGACGAUUGCUGGAAGUGCGACCCAAACUGGGCCAACAACCGCCAGCAUCUCGCCGACUGUGCCAUUGGGUUCGGUCACGGUGCAGUAGGAGGAAAAGGCGGUCGGUAUUACCUAGUCACCGAUCCCUCAGACUUAGACACCGUGAACCCAACCCCAGGUACUCUCCGGCACGCGGUGAUCCAGGAUGAACCUCUGUGGAUCACCUUUGCCGGAGACAUGAUCAUAACACUAAAACAUGAACUCAUGAUAAAUAAUUACAAAACCAUCGAUGGCCGCGGCGCGAACGUGCAUAUUACAGGAGGUGGAUGUAUAACGUUACAAUAUGUAUCAAAUGUGAUCAUACAUAAUAUACAUAUAUACAACUGUGUUCCAUCUGGAAAUAGUAAUAUAAGGCAAAGUACAACUGAAGUUGGAUGGAGAGGCAUGUCAGAUGGUGAUGGAAUUUCCAUAUAUAGUUCGAGGAAUAUUUGGAUUGAUCAUUGUGCUUUGUCUCAUUGUACUGAUGGCUUAAUUGAUGCAAUUAUGGGAUCUACUGCUAUUACUAUAUCUAAUAGCUAUUUCACUCACCAUGAUAAAGUUAUGCUUUUGGGACAUGAUGAUCGUUACUUGCCUGAUUUCGGCAUGCAGGUGACAAUAGCCUUUAAUCAUUUUGGACAAGGACUGGUACAGAGAAUGCCAAGGUGUAGAAGAGGUUAUAUACAUGUAGUCAACAAUGAUUUUACAGAAUGGCAAAUGUAUGCAAUUGGUGGUAGCGCUAAUCCCACCAUUAACAGUCAGGGCAACCGUUUUACUGCACCUGAGGACCCUAAUGCCAAGGAGGUGACGAAGCGAGUUGACACAGACGAGAAAGAUUGGACUCAGUGGAACUGGAGGACCGAAGGGGACGAAAUGGUAAAUGGAGCAUAUUUUGUUCCUUCAGGUGAUGGACUUAGUAACCAAUAUGCAUUGGCAUCAAGUAUGGAGCCUAAAUCUGCUUUUCUCAUUGAUCAACUCACUAUGAAUGCUGGUGUCCUUGGUGUCCCCAGGGAUACCACUGUGGCCAUGUCAUAUGGUGGAAGAACCAGAACCACCGUCGGAACCAACCAGGGUGGCGGAGCUAGGUCUAAUGACGGUGAUAGCGACUUCUUAGAAAAGGUAUUUGGGAGCGUUGCAUCGGCAGGAUCAUCAUCACCACCUUCAACCACUACCAUCUUGAUGUCUCUUCUAAUUUUGUAUGUUACCACCAACAAUGGUGGCCUAUUGACAAAGCCAUUAAUACUGUUACUAUAGUAAACUUAGGAUGUGAAAGAUUGUAAUACUAUUCUACAAAGAAUGUAUCUAAAGAAAAUUUUCUACUUCAAAGGAUCAUAACUAGGUGCUCCCA
Messenger RNA from Nicotiana attenuata, 1880 nucleotides. RefSeq names its product probable pectate lyase 5. The transcript is spliced from 5 exons. Lineage: Eukaryota; Viridiplantae; Streptophyta; Magnoliopsida; Solanales; Solanaceae. The record is from RefSeq and is a predicted model, not a curated record. Bases 299 to 1786 code for a protein of 495 amino acids. Gene Ontology annotation, molecular function: pectate lyase activity.